Molecule: messenger RNA, 852 nt
Organism: Protopolystoma xenopodis
Lineage: Eukaryota; Metazoa; Platyhelminthes; Monogenea; Polystomatidea; Polystomatidae
Source: the annotation of a GenBank genome assembly
AUGCUACCUUGCUCUGAUGAUGUCCUUCAUAUGACGGACGAAAGCUUAGUACCUUUUCACCCGAAUCGAAGAAGAUUGCUUCGGAUACAGCGUCAACAUGAAUCUUCCAGUAAAGCCAAUCGACAGCUGGUCAAGAGGAAUCCGCCGUCGUCUUCUUGUGGAACCGACCUUCUAAUCUCUUCACGCAAAACUUUCACUCGAAAUGAAAGUAAGCUCAACAAUAAUGAAACAAGAGCUUCCUCGAAACCCAACUUUUAUUCACAUGAAAUAUUCUCAUUAAAUAAUAAACUGAAGAUGGUACAGGAGGGCGUUUCACGUGAGGAGGUGGCGAAACUUGGUGUCUCAGAGCUCCCAGAAGAGUAUGCUUUAUUGGCAGAUCUCCAUCAGAAAUUGCUUACUCUUUUACUGGCAAGCGGCGAUUUGGAAUGCAACCCGGUGCAGAUGCAGUCUAGACGGAGAAGAACUCACAAGACACGUGGUUCUCGGUACAUCUUUUGUUGGCUGGCGCCAAGCUCGAGCCCCGAAUCGCAGUCAGCCUUCUCCACAAACCGCGGGGAAAGGCAUGAUGACGUGGCCAGGUGUGCUCUUCUCCGUACACUUUCGGUGCAAAACUGCACAGGAUAUCGUACUUUCUCGGGAACGUUGGCUAUUAGACACAUUUGCGGGGGAAAACAGUCCAGCCAACUACUUGUCGGCAGAGGAAACUCAGGUGGCAUUAGACGCGAUGUAACCAAUUGGUCUGCGGAAUCCCGCCUCCGUUCAGCCCAUCCGGGAGGCAAUUUCGCCAACUACGGCCUUGAACAUAUCUCUUUUGCUGAGAAACAUUUUUCCAAAAAGACAAAUUCCAAAUAA